UGCAUAUUCAAAAUCCCUCCGCCGCCCUGCCUGCCUCCCGCACCAGACUUCUCCAAUUCUCCCGCCCAAGUCCCUUCCGAGUCGUGCGACCCCGGCGUGCAAGACUUGGGCCGCUGCAACGCAUAACUACUGCAUCAAACAAUCACCAGCCAGCUUUCUUUACCCCACUGCAACCGCUGCUGGUCAACUUCUUCCGACCCACGCUGCCCGUCAUGGCCACCUUCCCCCUCGACGAGAGCUUCCUCGCCUUCCUCAAGACGCACGCGCCGAACAACGCAGCCGCCGAAACCGACGCGAUCAAGGCCUCCCAGGCACUCUUCCCCUCCGCCACCUACACCGAUGCCGAGAAGGCCGAUAUUGGCCAGUGGCUCAUAACCGCUGAACACAUCGUCUCUCCGGGCGAAGAUGCCGCGAAGUCCGCCGAGAGGCUGUCCUCGCUGAACACGCACCUAUCGAGCCGGACUACCGUCCUCGGCGCGAAACCGUCGGUCGCUGACAUUGCACUCUACCAGAAGCUUGCGCCCGAGGUAUCGAAAUGGAGUCCGGAGGAGAGGACCGGAGAGCAGGGUUACCAUCACAUUGUCCGACACGUCGACUUCGUGCAGAACUCGCCCGUGUUCGGCCUGAAGCUGGAUGAGAAGGUCAGCGUCGACCCUGACAAUGUCAUGUUCAAGAUCAAGCCGGUAGACGCGAAGGCGGAGAAGGAGCGCAAGAAGAAGGAGAGGGAGUCUGCGGCUACAAGUGCUGCUGCGUCGGGAACCGCUACGCCUAGCACUCUCACGGGGACUUCGACACCAUCUGAAGGCAGGAAAAGUAAAAAAGAGAAGGCAAAGGACAAGCUGCAGGCAGCUGGCGAAGCUGUGGCCUCGACCGCCGCUGGGAAGGCCGCGGGUGGAACCCCUCCAGAAGGUGCGCUGACGAAGAAGAAGGAGAAGAAAGAGAAGCAGCCCAAGCCUCAGAAAGCAGCACCAGUCGAGAAGCCACUGUCACCUGCCCUCAUCGAUCUCCGAGUCGGUCACAUUCUGAAAGCCGAGGCCCACCCCAACGCCGAUUCAUUAUACGUCAGCACCAUCGCGUGCGGCGAUGCACCAGGCACAGAAAACACGUCUGAGUACGAGGGGCAGGUCGUGCGGACAGUGUGCUCAGGUCUCAACGGCCUGAUCCCGCUCGAGGAUAUGCAGAACCGCAAGAUCGUCGCAGUCUGCAACCUCAAGCCAGUCACCAUGCGCGGCAUCAAGUCUUGCGCCAUGGUCCUCGCUGCAUCACCACGAGUUGCCGAAGGAGAGGACAACCACAAGGGCCCGGUUGAGCUUGUGAACCCGCCCGCGGACUCCAAGGCUGGAGACAGGGUGUAUUUCGAAGGAUGGGAAGGAGAGCCGGAGACUGUACUGAACCCGAAGAAGAAGAUCUGGGAGAUGAUCCAGCCAGGGUUUACGACAACGGACUCUCUAGAGGUCGGAUUCGACGUUGAGGGCGUGCCACAGCUCUCAGGAGAGGGAGCGGACAAGAAGAUGGGCGUGGCUAAGCUCAAGACCGCCGCCGGUCUCUGCACGGUGAGCACACUGAAGGGGGCUACCGUGAGGUAAACAUGGAUCAUG
Molecule: messenger RNA, 1598 nt
Organism: Trematosphaeria pertusa
Lineage: Eukaryota; Fungi; Ascomycota; Dothideomycetes; Pleosporales; Trematosphaeriaceae
Product: multisynthetase complex auxiliary component p43
Exons: 2
Coding region: 213-1586 (457 amino acids)
Cellular component (GO): methionyl glutamyl tRNA synthetase complex
Molecular function (GO): tRNA binding
Source: RefSeq, a predicted model, not a curated record